UUGGCUUGAAGUUGGAUCGAAGAUGGCGUUUAGAUUAUGCGGAACACGCACUCUCCCCACCGCCAUUUCCCUCCGCUUCCUCCCUCUCUCCUCCCUCUGUUUCCUCUCCUCUCCUUCCCUCAACCUCCCCAAACUCCAACCCUCGGAGGAAGCUGAUUCCCUCUCCCAACUCCUCCUCGCCCACCACAACCCUUUCCACUCCAUGGAAUCCUCCAUCCAACUCCACGGCAUCUCCCUCUCCCCUUUCCUUCUCGACCAGAUUCUCCUCCGCCUUCAACACUCUUCCAAGAUUGCCCUCUCCUUCUUUCUCUAUUCCAAAUCCCUCCCUCCUUCCCCAUCUUCCCUCCUCUCCACCACCUCCUACAACCUCAUCAUCGACGUUCUCGCGAAAGUCCGCCAAUUCGACGUCGUUUGGCAGCUCAUUCUCGAAAUGGACCAAACAAACAUCCCCCCCGAUUCCUCCACUUUCAUGAUCUUGAUCCGCCGCUUGAUCGCCGCCGGCCUUACCCGUCAAGCAAUUCGCUCCUUCGAUGAUAUGGGAUGUUUUGUUACUGCUGACAAUGAAACUGAUACUGACAGUUCUUGUCAAAACAGUUCGUUUUGCUUUUGUUUCUUGCUCGACACACUCUGCAAAUACGGCUACGUGAAGGUGGCUGUUGAGAUUUUUAACAAGAGGAAAUCUGGGUUUCGGGUUGAUUCAAAAAUGUAUACAAUCUUAAUAAGCGGGUGGUGCAAGAUUGGUAGAAUCGAUAUGGCAGAGAGGUUUUUAAAGGAGAUGAUAGAAAAAGGAAUGGAACCCAAUGUUGUCACUUACAACGUGAUGUUAAACGGGAUAUGUAGAAGAGUCAGUUUGCAUCCCGAUGACAGGUUUGACAGAGCAAUAAGGAAUGCCGAAAAGUUGUUCGACGAAAUGCGCCAACGAGGGAUUGAGCCUGAUGUAACCAGCUUUUCAAUCGUUCUACAUGUAUACAGCAGGGCUCAUAAGCCUGAGUUAACACUUGAUAAGUUGAAAAUAAUGAAGGAGAAAGGUAUUUGCCCGAGUGUGGCUACAUAUACUUCAGUUAUCAAGUGUCUUUGCUCAUGUGGGAGGCUCGAGGAGGCAGAGAAGUUGCUCGGUGAGAUGGUGAGUAAUGGGGUUUCUCCUUCAGCUGCAACCUAUAACUGUUUCUUUAAGGAGUAUAGAGGGAGGAAGGAUGUGAAUGGUGCUUUGAAUUUGUAUAGGAAGAUGAAGGAGGAUAGACUAUGUGAGUUGAGUUUGCAUACAUACAACAUCUUGCUGGGUAUGUGCAUGAAGUUGGAUCGAAUCGAGCUGGCAGAGGAAAUCUGGAAUGAUCUUAAAGGGAGUACAGCAGGGCCUGAUUUGGAUUCUUACACAUUGUUGAUUAAUGGGUUAUGUGGGAAGCAGAAAUGGAGAGAGGCAUGCCAGCUUUUUGUGGAGAUGAUAGAGAAGGGUUUACUUCCUCAAAAAGUAACUUUUGAGAGACUAUAUAAGGGUUUGAUACAGUCUAAUAUGUUGAGGACUUGGAGAAGAUUGAAGAAGAAACUUGAUGAAGAGUCCUUAAUUUUUGGUUCUGAGUUUCAAGACUAUCAUUUGAAGCCGUAUAGGAGAUAGUUCACUGUUGUUUUCUUGUAUCCUACUUAACUGUGCAAUGUUCAUUGCUUUGCCAAAUUAUCAAACUCAGUAAGCUCACUUUUUUGAGAAUAGAUAGAUUGAUCCAUAACCUACUUGAAACUAAUCCCAUUCCUCAUGGCAACUUAUGUUGUAUCAUCUCAACUUGUUUUGCUGUCAUAUCUUUCAUCUCAUUAAGUUGAGAGCUUUUUUUUAUAUCUAUUAUCUGAUAUGCAAAACCAUUUCCAUA
Molecule: messenger RNA, 1859 nt
Organism: Theobroma cacao (cacao)
Lineage: Eukaryota; Viridiplantae; Streptophyta; Magnoliopsida; Malvales; Malvaceae
Product: pentatricopeptide repeat-containing protein At2g13420, mitochondrial-like
Molecular function (GO): protein binding
Source: RefSeq, a predicted model, not a curated record